AUGCCUCUCGCUCUUCUAGGAUCCUACUUGCGAGGCCAGACACCAUCGCCGUCGCCGGUGGACCAGACUGCAAGCAUUGUCGACUCAGCAGCCAAUACGCUUGGCACAACAACACCGCAAAAACAUGUCAUGACUGCAGCCUCCCACAUUCCUUCACGCCCUGCAUCGUCCAGCAGCAGUGCCGUCACCGACGACAAACCCAAGAAACGUGCCCCUCGCGCAAAGACAUGCUAUAUCCUAGCACAACCACCACCAACCGUUAACCCAUACUCGAGACUGCACAUUCGUCCCAAGGUCGUCCUACAGCUGCACCAAGUCCUCGCCUCCGAACGUCCCAAGCCCGUGUACGAGGUUAUCCCCUUCUCGCUUCUCGAGGCCCGAUCCACACGACGUCUGGCCCCGGCCUUCAACACCAGAGAAAGGCUGGGACACAACGACUUGCUGAUUGUCAAGGCAGAGGAGUAUGGAAGCAAGAGUGAGAAGACAAGGUCGGACGACGAGAGGUGGGGAUCGAGAGACGUCAUAGGUGUUAUCUGCCCUGGCAAGGGCGAGAAGGGUGCACCAGGGAAGACAGAAAUAUGUAUGAAUGACGGGAAAAGCCGCUGGGAGGUGACUAGUCUACCUAAUGGUGGCUACGAGUUCAACACCACAAACGAACACGGCCUCGCACUCAAAGCACGAUGGGUCCUCAAACCUGCUCCCUCGCGUCGCUGGUCAGGCGCGUCAGCUGCUUCGCAACCUUCAGCAGGCCUCGAGGACAACAAGAAGUUCACCUUCAGCACCAUCAGCUCCGACUCGAGACGCCAUCCCAUAAUUGCGACCAUGACCCGCACCCGUCUAGACGUGCUGGAUUCGUAUGCGAUACCGCUGACAACGUCACCAUCGACGCCCAGCCUGAUUUCUUCCGCGCAGGAGCCAGUCCUUACACCUGCCAGCAUCGACAUGGACUCUUUCAUAGACAACGCCACCGACCGCCCACCCACCACGACCGACGACGCAUUGCGACAGUUCAUUGUCGCAUCUGGAAUCUGGGUCAUCGCCAAAACCUGGUCCCCAGACUACUCCGCCGUCUUGCCCCCUACUUCCACGCCAUACACCUCAACAUCUCGCCCGUCGUGCAACCGCACAGUAUCCAUGUCGACCCUGGUCACCUCCCGUCCCCCGUCUCCCUCAUCCACCUGUGACGAGAAGCGCCGCUCUUUUCCUAAGCUCCUCAAAACAGGCACACGGAGAUUGAGUUUCGACGCCCCUGAUUCUCCCAUCGGCAGCAUGCGGAAACGCUACGCCCUUGCGUUCGACAACAACACACUCCCUGAAACGGAAGAGGAGAAACAAAGCAAGCGCAGCAUCGAAUUGCUACGAAUAAAAGAACUGGCCCUCCCAUCUAUGCUCGAACGACCUUCCGUCGAAAUAUCAGCACUCGAAACUAAACCCAUCCCUACCCCAGCCGCCACUCCUCUCCCGCCGCCGUCGCCAACACCCCCCGUCUCCGACCCCUCGCGAGCCCGCAAAACUCAAUCCGCAUACAACCCUAUCACUACAGCCGGCAUGUGGGAUUCCGGCAUCACCGAGGGUCCGGGCCUUAAGAAACGCCCAACGAGCAUGUUCGUCAUCAACGAGCGGAAGCGAAAGCAGGAGAAGAAGCGCGGCAGGGGCAAAGAGAUGGAGAUUGUAGUCAAGGAGAAGACAGAGUCCGACUACGGAUCCAAGGCGAAGAACGACUGGAUGCGCUUCAAGAAAAGCGUCAAGGGCCUGUUCAGGAAAUCUACUUGUUGA
Dothidotthia symphoricarpi CBS 119687 is the source of this 1776-nucleotide messenger RNA. RefSeq lists its product as uncharacterized. Bases 1 to 1776 code for a protein of 591 amino acids. The record is from RefSeq and is a predicted model, not a curated record. NCBI's taxonomy places the organism in Eukaryota, Fungi, Ascomycota, Dothideomycetes, Pleosporales, Dothidotthiaceae. The transcript is spliced from 2 exons.